Messenger RNA from Eurypyga helias (sunbittern), 1569 nucleotides. RefSeq names its product zinc finger FYVE domain-containing protein 9. Gene Ontology annotation, biological process: endosomal transport. The annotation marks the transcript as partial. NCBI's taxonomy places the organism in Eukaryota, Metazoa, Chordata, Aves, Eurypygiformes, Eurypygidae. Gene Ontology annotation, cellular component: early endosome membrane. The transcript is spliced from 9 exons. The record is from RefSeq and is a predicted model, not a curated record.
GUAACGUUGUUGGCAACCUGGGACACUCCUUUUUCAGCCAGAGCUUCCUUGGAAGUAAAGAACAUGGAGGGUUCUUGUACGUUGCGGCUACGUAUCAGUCCCUGCAAGACCUGGUGCUCCCAACCCCACCGUACUUGUUUGGCAUCCUCAUUCAGAAAUGGGAGACUCCCUGGGCUAAAGUGUUCCCCAUUCGGCUGAUGCUGAGACUUGGAGCAGAAUACAGACUUUAUCCAUGUCCACUUUUUAGUGUCCGAUUCCGUAAGCCUUUGUUUGGAGAGACGGGACACACCAUCAUGAACCUUCUUGCAGAUUUCAGAAACUACCAGUACACGCUGCCUGUGGUCCAAGGCUUAGUGGUUGAUAUGGAAGUCAGAAAAACCAGCAUCAAAAUUCCUAGCAACAGAUACAACGAGAUGAUGAAAGCCAUGAACAAAUCCAACGAGCACGUUCUAGCAGGGGGAGCGUGCUUCAACGAGAAAGCAGACUCGCAUCUGGUGUGCGUUCAGAACGAUGACGGGAAUUACCAGACGCAGGCCAUCAGCAUCCAUAAUCAGCCGAGGAAGGUGACUGGUGCCAGCUUCUUUGUGUUCAGUGGAGCUUUAAAAUCCUCUUCAGGCUACCUUGCCAAAUCCAGUAUAGUAGAAGAUGGAGUGAUGGUCCAGAUAACUGCGGAGAACAUGGACUCUUUGAGGCAGGCCUUGAGAGAGAUGAAAGACUUCACCAUCACGUGUGGCAAAGUAGAUGCUGAAGACCCUCAGGAACACGUUCAUAUUCAGUGGGUGGAAGAUGAUAAAAACUUCAGCAAGGGUGUUGUGAGCCCUAUUGAUGGCAAAUCGAUGGAGUCGAUAACGAGCGUGAAGAUAUUUCACGGCUCGGAGUACAAGGCGAACGGAAAGGUCAUUCGGUGGACAGAGGUGUUUUUCCUGGAAAACGAUGAGCAACACAACGGGCUGAGCGACCCAGCCGACCACAGCAGGCUGACUGAAAACGUGGCGAAGGCCUUCUGUUUAGCGCUCUGUCCUCACCUCAAACUGCUGAAAGAAGAUGGGAUGACGAAGCUCGGGCUGCGUGUUACCCUCGACUCGGAUCAAGUUGGUUAUCAAGCUGGGAGUAACGGACAGCCCCUGCCCUCCCAGUACAUGAAUGACCUGGACAGUGCCUUAGUUCCGGUGAUUCAUGGGGGGGCGUGCCAGUUGAGUGAGGGGCCGGUCAUAAUGGAGCUCAUCUUUUAUAUUCUGGAGAACAUCUCAUAAGAGGACUUCAUUUUCUGUUCAGACCUGUUCCAGCAGCAGUUGUAUCUGAAUCAUUUGCACUUUAAAACUGGAAAAUUAAGCUUUUGUUAACACUAUUGGGGGCGGGGUGGGGGGGAGGAGGGAGGGACAGUUGUUCCAUAAUUCUAAAUCUUCUAUGCAUUGUCAACAAACAGAGGAUCAGGGCAGCUUCUAUACUACAACAUGGCUAUGCUAUCCUUGCAGCUACACUUCUGUUACCGUUUAGAGAAAUGCUCGUGUUUAAAGACUCUCAGUCCUGUACUCUGAAUGCUCAAACGGGUGCGAAGAUCACCGGGGC